CAAGGGAAAAGAAAACACAAGCUAAACCGGAGCACUAGAAGAAGGCAAGGCUAAGAGCGGGAAUUGUCCGGCAGAAGAAGAAAGGAAACUAUCGGAAAGAUUCUGGGAAACCUCGACCCGCGUCUUUCUCACUCACUACCUCCUGACUUUGCCACGAAGCCUCCCGAGAGCUCUGAAAGUCUAAUACAUAAAAGCAAAGCACGGGAGCGAUCGAGCUUAGCAAACUCGAGCUCGCUCGCUAGCCGGAGGAGCAAAUCAAGUCAAGAUGGGACCGAACCUCGCACUCGUCCUCGAGAUCGCCGCCGUGGUGGCCCUGGCGCUGCUCAUCGUCAUCGUGGCCGUCGUCUUCUCCCCCGGCGGCGCCUGCGACGGGGCCGGCGGCGAUGCAGCAGGAGCGGGGCGCGUGCACGCCGCUGACGUCGAGAGCGCCCUCGGCGGGAUGACGCUCAUGACGACGUACGAGCAGGUGGCGGCCAGGAAGGGGAAGGAGACUGAGACGGAGACGGAGAAGGAGGAAGAGAGGGAGCGGUGCGCCCUUUGCCUGGGGGAGUACGGCAAGGGCAGCGCGCUGGUGCGGAUGGUGCCGGCGUGCGGGCACUUCUUCCACGCCGAGUGCGGCAUCGACGGGUGGCUCCGGAAGCGCCGGACGUGCCCGAUAUGCCGGGGCCGGGUGUUGCUGCUGCCGAGGAAUAGGAUGAUGAUGCCGCCGCUGGAGUGCCCGCCGAUGCCGCCGCGGAUCACGGCGUCUUCCUAGUUUUGGCGAUGAUGAGUAUUCUUUGAUCAUUUUGGGUGGCUGCCAGUAGGAUUUACAGUUACAGAGUACGCACACGCGCACACGCACAGAGAAAGAGAAAGGGGAAUAAAUUUUCCUUUUUUUUUUCAGAGGGAGCAAGCGCAUUUGCAAUUGUUAAUAGGCAGUUAGAUUUCUGUUUGUUUGUUUUUUCUUUUGCUUCCAGAAUGAAAGGAGAUUCAGUGAAAUGUUGGUCCGACGCAAAUUCUGAUGUAAGAACUUUUUAAAAUAUGCGCUUUCCGCGUUUUUAUAUUCC
Molecule: messenger RNA, 1046 nt
Organism: Brachypodium distachyon (stiff brome)
Lineage: Eukaryota; Viridiplantae; Streptophyta; Magnoliopsida; Poales; Poaceae
Product: E3 ubiquitin-protein ligase EL5
Exons: 1
Coding region: 266-754 (162 amino acids)
Source: RefSeq, a predicted model, not a curated record